AUGAAAACAUCGGGAAGCAUUCCGCAUUCGCACUUGGUGGAAAUCUUCCCAGCAAUGAGGAGCUUGGUCGCACUGCUCCCGGUCCUUUGUAUUGCGGUAGCGGAGGUCUACUUCAAAGAAGAGUUCUUAGACGAUUCUUGGAAGGAACGAUGGGUGCAGUCAAAGCAUAAGAGCGACUAUGGAGAGUUCGUAUUGUCCGCAGGCAAGUACUUUGGUGACGCUACUCGCGACCAAGGCAUGAAGACUAGUCAAGACGCUAAGUUCUACUCUCGUGCUGCCAAGUUCCCAAAAGCUUUCUCCAACAAGGGUAAGACUGUUGUCAUCCAGUUUACCGUGAAGCACGAGCAAGGAAUAGAUUGUGGAGGUGGUUACGUCAAGGUCAUGAGCUCUGAUGUUGACUUGUCCGAUUUCCACGGCGAAACACCAUACAACGUAAUGUUUGGUCCCGAUAUCUGUGGUCCAACGAAGAAGGUCCAUGUCAUUUUCAGCUACAAGGGAAAGAAUCAUCUCAUUAAGAAGGAUAUUCGAUGCAAGGAUGAUGAACUCACUCACUUGUACACUCUGAUCCUCAAUCCUGACAACACCUAUGAAGUGCAAAUCGACGGCGAAAAGGUCGAAAGUGGAGAGCUCGAGUCGGACUGGGAUCUACUUCCACCUAAAAAAAUCAAGGAUCCUGAUGCGAAGAAGCCCGAAGACUGGGAUGAGAGAGAAUACAUCGACGAUGCCGAUGACAAAAAGCCAGAAGAUUGGGACAAGCCAGAACAUAUCCCUGAUCCCGAUGCCAAGAAACCCGACGAUUGGGAUGACGAAAUGGACGGGGAAUGGGAACCUCCAAUGAUUGACAAUCCGGAGUACAAGGGAGAGUGGAAGCCUAAACAGAUUAAGAAUCCCGCUUACAAAGGCAAAUGGAUCCAUCCUGAGAUUGACAACCCGGAGUAUACACCUGAUGAUGAGCUCUACCUGUACAAGGAUUGGGGAGCAAUUGGUUUUGAUCUUUGGCAAGUCAAGUCCGGCACUAUUUUCGACAAUGUCCUCGUCAGUGAUUCUGUUGAUGAGGCUAAGGCUCAUGCCGCUGAGACCUUCGAAAAGUUAAAGCCUGUUGAGAAGGAACUGAAGGAAAAGGCAGAUGAGGAGAACCGAAAGAAGAUGGAGGAGGAAGCCAAGAAACAAGAAGAAGAGGAAAAGAAGAAGAAAGAAAAAGAGGAGAAGGAAGAGAAGGAAGAUGAGGAUGAGGAGAAGGCUGACGAGGGUCACGAGGAACUAUAA
Messenger RNA from Necator americanus (New World hookworm), 1266 nucleotides. RefSeq lists its product as uncharacterized. Gene Ontology annotation, molecular function: calcium ion binding. The transcript has 7 exons. Gene Ontology annotation, biological process: protein folding. The record is from RefSeq and is a predicted model, not a curated record. The coding region runs from base 1 to 1266 and encodes 421 amino acids. Gene Ontology annotation, cellular component: endoplasmic reticulum membrane; endoplasmic reticulum. NCBI's taxonomy places the organism in Eukaryota, Metazoa, Nematoda, Chromadorea, Rhabditida, Ancylostomatidae.